Molecule: messenger RNA, 893 nt
Organism: Rosa chinensis
Lineage: Eukaryota; Viridiplantae; Streptophyta; Magnoliopsida; Rosales; Rosaceae
Exons: 6
Coding region: 30-893 (287 amino acids)
Biological process (GO): regulation of monopolar cell growth
Source: RefSeq, a predicted model, not a curated record
UUGAUGGAAUAUUGUCCUAAUUAUUCACUAUGUCUGUGCAUAUUCAAUCUUCUGUUUAUACUGGAAUUGCAGUUGAAUCCAUGAAUUUCUUUGUGCUUUUAGCAAAUUUUACUCGACUGAAACUGACUUUUUACUGCUUGAAAUUGCAGGACAUAAAUUUGAACAAAAAUGUGAAUGAGAAACAAAGACUCUCAACAGAGUCAUCACGGGCCUCUUUCUCGUUGACUUGUUCAUCUUCCUUAUCAUCACUAGAGUGUAACAGAACAGCACAACCAGGAACCUCUUCCUUUGACAGAAUCAUUUUUCCUGAAACUCCCCCAAAGGAUCCAGUAACUAACCACUCAAGUACCUCCCCUAGAUUUGGAAGGCAGUCCCUUGAUCUCCGGGAUGUGGUAAAGGACUCUAUGCAUAGGGAAGCAAAAAGUAUCUUCGUUGUUACUGAUUUAAUAUGCUUAUUAAGGAAGCUAACAAGCGUAGCAACAAUUGGCUACCACCUUCUUGGGCUAUUCUUGCCUUGGUUGUCCUCGGAUUUAAUGAAUUCAGAAAUCAUGACAGUCUUAAGAAAUCCUUUGUAUCUGCUGGUCAUCUUUGUUGGCUUUUUACCCUUUAAAGCACUAUGGGUGCAGCUAGACAUCUUGGCCGAAUUCCGCAAUGGCGCUCCAAGUCCAUUUUUCACUGAGCAGUUGACUGCUUUUGAGGUAUGGCCUGACCACGGGUCUGAACACAAGAAAUCACCAGAUCAGUUGCCUAUUGUUCUUCAGGGAAGGAAGGGAAUUUGGCUUAAGCUACUGGUAGAACGAGCUGAGCUUGUUCCAGUUGCUGUUGAGUUGCCUGCAGAGAGGUUGCAGGGAGAGACAGCGGUAGCAGCUAUGGGUUGCAGGGAGAGACAGUGA